UCCACUUCACAUUGCCAACUUGGAGGACAAGUCUCUCAUUACGGUCGUUGUCGACUCGGCUCUGUUGGACCUUCCCGGCGACAAAUUCGUCGGAUUCCGCGCUGGCGCAGACGACCAGAGUGUGUUGAUCACCGUCACCGACCUGAGGGCGUUUUUUGACCGGUCCGGCGUCACAUACACAUCCGUUGACUUUGCGAGCCUCGCGACCGCCAAACCCGCCGCGGGAGCUGCCAAGCCUGUGAAGGCUGACAAGGCCUCGAAGCAGGUGUCGAAGCAGGAGAACACUUCGGACAGCAAGGAGGUCCUGAUUGGUCUGACGGUGAAGAAGGCUGAGGACUUUCCCACUUGGUACCAGCAGGUGCUGACGCGGACGGAGAUGUUGGACUACUACGAUAUCAGUGGAUGCUACAUUAUUCGUCCAUGGGCUUUUAAGAUCUGGAAGGCCAUUCAACGAUUCUUCGGCGACGCCAUCGAGGACCUUGGAGUCGAUGAUUGCUACUUUCCCAUGUUUGUGUCUUCAAAAGUAUUGGAACGCGAGAAGGACCACAUUGAGGGAUUCUCUCCCGAAGUCGCAUGGGUGACAAAAGCUGGACAAUCCGACCUCGCCGAGCCUGUUGCCAUCCGUCCCACUUCCGAGACCGUUAUGUACCCCUACUUUGCAUCCUGGAUCCGCAGUCACCGCGACCUCCCCCUCCGUCUCAACCAGUGGUGUAACGUCGUCCGAUGGGAGUUUAAGCACCCCCAGCCCUUCAUCCGCACCCGCGAGUUCCUCUGGCAAGAAGGCCACACCGCCUUUGCCACCAAGGAAGAGGCCGAUACGGAAGUCUUGCAGAUCCUCGACCUCUACCGCCAGGUCUACGAGGACUUCCUCGCCGUCCCCGUCGUCCCCGGCAAGAAAUCCGAGAGGGAGAAAUUCGCCGGUGGUCUGUACACCACCACCGUCGAAGGGUUUGUCCCCACCACCGGCCGCGCCAUCCAGGGCGGAACAUCCCACUGUCUGGGCCAGAACUUCUCCAAGAUGUUUGACAUCUUGAUCGAGAACGAGGCCAAGGAGCGCGUGCAUGUGUGGCAGAACUCGUGGGGAUUGUCCACCCGUACCAUCGGUGUUAUGGUCAUGAUCCAUGGUGAUGAUAAGGGGCUCGUCCUCCCUCCCCGUGUUGCUGCGGUGCAGGUCGUCAUUAUUCCCGUUGGGAUCACGGCAAAGACGUCCCAGGAAGACCGCAAGGCUCUGGCGGCCAAGGCUGACGAGCUUGUGAAGGACCUGCGGAAGGCGGGUAUCCGUGCCAAUAGCGACACGAGGGAAAACUACACUCCUGGAUGGAAGUACAACCAUUGGGAAUUGAAGGGUGUCCCUGUCCGCCUCGAAAUCGGCCCCAAAGACCUCGCCAAAAACUCCACCCGCGCCGUCAUCCGCCAUGACAGCUCCAGCCAAGACAUCCCUCUGGCAACCCUCACAUCAACCCUUUCCACCCUCCUCGAAACCAUCCAAGCCGCCAUGUUCACCAAAGCGCGCGCCGAACGCGACGCACACCUCAUCCGGCUCGAAACCUGGGACAAAUUCGUCGAAACCCUCAACAACCGCUGCAUCAUCCUCGUCCCCUGGUGCGAGCGCGAGGCAUGUGAGGAGAGCGUCAAGGAGCGUAGUGCACGCACGGCGGCCGAGCAGAGUGGGGAGGAUGAGGAUGAGAAGGCUCCCUCUAUGGGCGCCAAGACGCUGUGUAUUCCAUUCAAGCAGCCUGAGGAUGGAGUGAAGCAUGGCGUGACGAAGUGCUUUGCUUGUGAGGAGUUGGCGAAGAGUUAUACGUUGUUUGGAAGGAGUUACUGAGCGGAUUCGGGUUUCGAUUGACUGUCUCUUCCAUAAUGAUGGUUCUGUUCCCGGUUGAACACUCAAUUCCACUGGUCUUCCCUCCUAACAUCCUCCUUCACCGUAUCUAGUAUCCGGCAUUAUUACAUU
Messenger RNA from Fimicolochytrium jonesii, 1954 nucleotides. RefSeq lists its product as uncharacterized. Gene Ontology annotation, molecular function: ATP binding; proline-tRNA ligase activity. Gene Ontology annotation, biological process: prolyl-tRNA aminoacylation. Gene Ontology annotation, cellular component: cytoplasm; aminoacyl-tRNA synthetase multienzyme complex. The coding region runs from base 377 to 1825 and encodes 482 amino acids. The record is from RefSeq and is a predicted model, not a curated record. The transcript is spliced from 4 exons. NCBI's taxonomy places the organism in Eukaryota, Fungi, Chytridiomycota, Chytridiomycetes, Spizellomycetales, Powellomycetaceae.